Molecule: messenger RNA, 11793 nt
Organism: Dictyostelium discoideum AX4
Lineage: Eukaryota; Evosea; Eumycetozoa; Dictyosteliales; Dictyosteliaceae
Exons: 5
Coding region: 1-11793 (3930 amino acids)
Source: RefSeq, a predicted model, not a curated record
AUGAAUAAAAAAUUUAUUUUAUUAUUUAUAUUUUUAUUAUUUUCACUGAUAAAAAGUGAAAAUAUCAUAAUUAUAAAUAAUGAAACUUUUUUAAAUCAAACAAAUUUAAUUUUAAAUUCAUAUUAUUCACUAAAUGAUAAUAUUUUCAAAACUUCAAUAAUAAAUAAUGAAUUAAUAUUCCAAGAUUCAAGUAUAACAUUUUUAAAUCAACAUGAAAAAACAUCAAUUUACAAAGAAGAUUUAUUAAUUAAAAAUGGAGAAUAUCAAUUAAAUGGUAAAUCAACAAUUCCAAUAAUUUUUAUAAGUUUACAACAAAUUUUAAAUUCAAUAAAUCCAGUAUUGGAAUUAUCAAAUAUUGAACCAAUAACCAAAAUUACAGCAAUUGUAAAUUCUUAUGAUGGUAAUGUGAUUGUAGAAGGUUAUGAAAGAAUUCCAAUUUUUUAUAAUGAAUUACAAAAUAAAGUUGAAUUUUAUCAAUCAAUUUCAGAUAUUAUUGCUCAUAUGAUUAUUGAUUCAAUUAAACCAAACCUUGUUUCAAAAAAUAAAGAUAGUUUAUUUCAAAAUUAUGAUUUAACAAUUAACGAUUGGGAAGAAUCAAUAUCAUUUUUAAAAGGUUUUAAGAAUUUUUUUUCAAUUUUAAUUAAAAAGAUUGCAUUCCCAAAAUUAUCAGAUUCUGUAACUGAAUCAAUCUAUAAUGAUAAAUCAAAUUCAUACAUAAACAUUAAACAUAUAAAGCCAAAAAAUAAUCCCACAUUCUCUUCAUUAUCAAUUUCAUCAACAUUGUUGGAUUUAUAUCAAGGAAAUGUUGAUAAACAAAAUAAACCAGUUUUCUUUGAAAAGAUAACAUUGUUGUCAAUGAUUACAAGUUUAAAAAAUAAACAAGUUAUCGAUAUUGAAUCAUUUUCAAAAGUAUUAUUAGAAAAUAAUAAUUUAGAAAUUGGUAAAUCAAUUGAAAAUAUAUUAUUUUUAAAUAAAAUAAUUUCAACUUGUUCACUAGUUAAUUGUUCAACUAAUACAUCAUCCUCUUCAAGAUCAAUAAAAGCAAUUUUAAAUCCAUCAACAUUUAACAAUACAAUUUCACAAUGUAUUUAUUAUGAUAAAACUAGAAAUCAAUAUUAUGAUUUAACUCCAUUAAUGUUACCAUCAAAUCAAUUUUAUAAUGUAACUAAAGCAUCAGUUACAGGAGGUGCAGUUUUUUUUAAUUUUUGUACGAAAAUUACAAAAUGUGAUUCAAUUGCAUCAACAACCAAACAAUCAGUGGCUUGUCAAUCAACCAUUGAACUAGCUUCUCUUAAUCUUGCACAUACUACAACUUUUCCAACCACUGAUGGUUUAACACUUGCAUAUACAGCACCUGCUACAGGUACUUGCUCACCUUCAAGAAAAUUGUCAUAUGUUUUCGUAUGUAAUCUUGCUCAAGAAAUGUUAGCUGAUGUCACUGUAACUGCCAAUGCAUGUACUUUUACUCUUACCAUUCAAACAAAAUAUGCAUGCAAGAAUCAAGCAGUCUUUUAUUUAAAUGGAGAUCUUUAUGAUUUAAGACCAUUACAAUUAACAUAUCCAAAACAAUUUCAAGUUAGAUUAACACCAUGGAAUUAUCCAGCAGGAGUAAUUAGAUAUGUUUAUUUCAAUAUUUUUGCAAAAUCUAAAAUGUGUGAAAAUACAACAACUGGAUCAAAUCAUGCAUGCUAUAUCGAUAGUACAAAUAGUGGAGUGAUUGUUCCAAUGAAGGAGCCAGUCUAUACAAUUGAAACUCAAGAUUUAAUUAAAAUUCAAUAUUUUAGUACAGCCCCUUAUUUUCCAAGUUGCCCAAAUCCUGUAUUGGAAAUUAAUAUCAAAUGUAAUCCAACAGUUGAUUAUCAAUUCCCAAGUUCAGUUUCUUAUGAAGAUAUGUGUAGUUAUCCAAUUCUUAUUAUUGAAUCAAGAUAUGCAUGUCCAACAAUGCGUUUCUUAAAUGGUAAACAAUUUUAUAGUUUAGAAUCCUUACAAAAACAAUCAACUAAUCCAUAUCAAGUAGCAUUUGGAUCCAAUUAUAAAUUACUUUUUAAUUUUGGUGGUAUUGUUGAUACAUGUGUACAAGCUAUGCCAGCAACAAAUCCAACAAAAAGAAUUCAAGCUUGUCAAAUUCAUAAUACCAAUCAAACUGAUGUUCGUAUAAUUGGUGUUGUUAAUUUAGGUCCAUUCGUUAAAUUCUCUUACAAUUCAAUGACAUUAGAGUAUUUUACAGAAACAUUAACAAGUGAAUGUCCAACCAAUGGCAAUCGUAGAUCUAUUAGAUUAGUAUUAACCUGUAAUCCAACCACAGAUUAUUUAGUAACUAGUGUAGUCGAAAGUCCAUUAUGUGUCUUCCAAGUAAAUAUAGGCUCAAAGUAUGCUUGUGAUUCAUUGAUAUUUUUCAAUGGGUAUAGUUUUACAGAUUUAACACCAUUGAAAUCCCUCCAAAGAUACACUGAUAUCAGUGGUGGUAACACUCUUACUCGUUUAUAUUAUUCAAUUGGUGAAGCUCAUCCAAGUUGUUAUACACAUGCAACUGCCAAUUCAUCAUUAAUUUAUCAAUCAUGUACUUUUCCAAACUCAACAGUUUCACAAAUUGGUGGAUUAAAGAAUAGUUCUUAUUCAUUUAUAAAUGGUGGUAAGAGUUUACAAAUUACCUAUUCAUCAGAUGUUAGUAGUAAAGUUAAAUGUGGCGUUUCCUCAACCCAAACUUUUAAUGCCCUUACAUUUCAAUGUGAUCCAGUAAAUGAAUUUGUUCAAUCCCUAUAUACUAUUCCAAGUGUUUGCUAUUAUGAGGUUAAAAUUAAUUCAUCAUAUGCAUGUUCAUUUCCAAAACUUGAAGAUUCACCCAAAGCUAUAACAUCAAUCUCUCAACCAAACGGUUUUGCCGGUGAUCAGUUAACCAUCAAUGGUGUAGCGCUCCAUCAAACAGAUAAGGUUAUUUUCUCUACACUAUUAUUUGAUGGAUCAGUUCAUAAUGAAGUUGCAACAAUUAUUUCAAAAACAUCAAAUCAAAUCAUAGUUCAAAUACCAUAUGGUUAUAGAGAUUCUGUAAUUUAUCUCAUAUCUGCACUUGGAGUAAAAAGUAAUAGUGUUCCAUUUUAUUUUUCUCCAAAUGUUGAUCUUUUAAUUCCAGAAUUUGAAAUAAAUAAAAUAAAUAAAAUUUAUUUAAUUGGUAAUGGUUUAGGUUCAUUAUUUUCAGCAGUACCAAGUUAUUGGGUAAAUGUAUAUGCCACAAGAAAUUUCACAGGAAGAUUCAAGAGUGAAUUAACUUGUGUUUUUGAUAGAUAUUGUUCUACAGGUGGAUCCCAAUUUCAACCUAUACCUUUACCAAAUGGUCAACCAGGUAUAACAUGUAUUGAAAGUGAAUAUUAUUUAAAUAAUACCUCUCUUAGAUCAAAUUUAACAGAUGUAGUGGUUUGUCUUGAAAUUCCUUAUAAUAUUGGUACUGGUACGAUUGAUGCUAUUGUUUUCGGUCCUGGUAGUCUUUCUCAAGUGUUCUCUUCAUCCUAUAGGUAUAAAGCCCCAACUAUUAUACCACCAAGUAUUGAUAGUAAUGUUAAAUUAGUGGUUCAAAAUGAAAUAAUUACAAUCAAAGGUGCAGGUUUUCCAAAUUACUCCUAUAAUAAAUAUAGUUCAAAUCUUGCAUGGGAGAAAAGCUAUGUUUCAUUUGGACCUUCUUAUCAAUGUUUAAAUGUUGAUUGGAGAAAAACAAAUGAAAUCUAUUGUAAAAUACCACCUGGAAUUGGAUCAAAUCUUUUAUUAUCAGUUACUGUUGGUGAUAUCACCUCUAAAGCCUCUCUAAAUACAACAAAUAAUUAUUAUAUUUCUUAUAAUACUCCAACUUUAACACCAAAUAUUUUAUUUUCUGGUGAACCAAGUACUCCAUCUAAAAUCACAAUCACUGGUAAUUAUUUUAUUCCAAUUGAAUUAGUGGUUGCUGCAACUAGUACUCCAAGCAUAAUCAAUUCAUUGGAAAAUUAUAUAAUGAUUGGUAAUGGUAGAAAAUGUGAAAAUGUUCAAUGGAUUGAUAUAAAUACAGUUAUUUGUACUCCACCAAUUUCAACAAGUUCAAAUCUCGAUCAGUUAUAUCCAAUCUCUAUAACAGUUGGUGGUCAAACAUCAAUUGGUGGUAAUGUAAAUUUUAGAUAUUACAAUGCUUCUUGUUUUUUCCCUUGUAAUUCAAAACCAACCGUAAAUACUCCUUCAAAUUUUGUAUCAACUUUAUAUGAAAAUGGAAUUUGUUCAAAUCAAUUAGAUAAUAAUAAUAUUCCAAAUGGUAAAUCAAUUCAACAAUUAGAACAAUUUUUCAUUGAUAAUUGGACACCAAAUACAAUUAACAAUGAUUGGAAAUCUGGUCAAUUUUAUAAAACAUUCUUUAGAGAACCAAAACAAACCAUUUCAAGCUUAUCUCAAUUUAUUGUACAACAAUCAAAUGAUUCAAUUUGUGCCUACGAUAAUUUAUCAGUUACUCCAUAUAUAUCAGUUCAAGAUUUAAUUACAAUUAGCAAUGAUUUAAAUAAUUUAGUUGAAAAUUCAUUUAAAACUUUAGAAAUCGAAAAUGGAUUCCAAAUUUCCUAUUAUAAUGUAACAAGCAAUUCAAAUGGUAAUGGUCUUGCAAUUGUAAAAAGCAAUGAUAAAUUAUGUAGUUUCGUUGAAAGUUCCUAUGAUGUUCCAAGUUUAAAUCAAGCAUUACAAUUAUGUUUUGAAUCUUGCUAUUUCUAUUUUUGUAAUGAUACUACUCAAAAUUAUCAAAUAUUAUUAGCUAAUUCAAAUGAUUUAAAAAGUAUUCUAUUAAAAUCUGGUAUUUGUUCAAAUGAUAUCGAACAAUAUAAUUUCCAACUAUUAGAAUCCAUACUAUCGAAUCAAUUAUUUUAUAAUGAAUUUGAAAGUGAUUGGUCAAGAGGUCCACUUUUAAAUUUACUUUCAAAUACAUCAAAGGCAAUCAAUCAAAUAUCACCAUUUAUCAAAUUAAAUUUUCCAUUAACAUAUAGUUGUAUCUAUGAUACACCAUCAGCAAGUAAAAUUACAAUUUCAAAAUUAAUAGAUAUAGUUGAUGAUUAUAGAAGAUUAAUUGUUAAUAAAGUUUAUAAUGAAACUAAGGAUUAUGGUGGUGGUAUUUUGAAAUCUUAUUUUUUCAAAUUAAAUAGUGAUAGUAAUACUAAAGGUCUUGUAAUAGUUACUCGUGAUAAUAAGAUUUGUAGUAUCGUUGAUUCUUUAUAUUCAGAUUUUACUUCAGAUUCAGUUAUUACAACUUGUGAUAUGAUUUACUCUAUUACAUCUGUUCAAGUUAUAAACGAUUCAGUUAAACCAUAUAGGGUCAGAUUUGAAUUACUUGGAAAUUUCGUUGGUGAUAUUAAAUUUGGUGAUGAUCAAAUUUGUAAUCUCGUUUCAACAGAAUUUACAGGUCUUUAUGGAUAUAGGGAAUGUUUAUUUGAUGAUAUUAAAAAUUCAGCCACAUUAACAUAUCAAGCAAAUGGUAUUACCAUAGUCGAUGAUUUUAGAUUUAAAUUCCCACAACCAAUAAUUACAAAUAUUGAAUAUUCAACCACACCAUUAGUAAUUGCAAAUUCAGAUAUUACAAUCACAGGUUUAAAUUUAUUUAGAGAUAAUGAUGUAGUGAAUUUUAAAAACUUAAAAGUAAUGAUCAAUCAACUUGAUGUUACAUCAACAAUUAAAGAUUCAACAAUAAACCCAACAACUGGUUUUUCAACAUUUAAAAUCAAAGCAAUUGGUAGGGGAGAGGCAAACAGAAUCAUUGUUUAUUCAGAUGAUUUUGAAAUUCGAACUAAUAAAUCAAUUAUGGGUGUAGAUUUUUCUCUUAUUUAUACUUUAGAAUCACCAAUUUUAUCAUCAUUAUCAAGCACAACAGGUCAACGUGGUGACAUGAUUAAAUUAUUUGGUUAUUUCCCACAAUGUAUUCAAUGUAAUGAAACCAUCAUUUUAUUUGGUGACAAUCAAGUUUCUGAUUUUACAAUUAUAAGUUCAACAGAAAUUCAAGUUAUUGUACCAUAUGGUUUCGAUAAAGUACCCAUAAUAGUAAUGAUUAAUCAAGUUUUCAAUCAUGAUGAUAAUUGGGUUUAUUUUUCAUAUCCACAACCAGAAAUUCAUCAAAUUAUAAAGAGUUCAAGCAUUGAAACCUCAUCAAAUAGUCCAUUUUGGGUUUUUGGUAUUGGCUUAAAUCCACUUCCAACAAAUCCAGAUUCAUUCUUUACAGCUUCUUUACUAUCAACUAUUUACGAUGCUGAUAAUGAUGUAGAUGGUGAUAAUCUUAAAUUGGAAUGUGAAUUUUCAGACUUUUGUUAUAGAAACAAAGUUUAUUAUAUUGAUGGUGGUGAUGGCACUGAAAAUAAUCAAACAAUUCCAAGACCAACUUCUCAAAUUGAUCCAAAUAAUUUUGAUCCAUGUAUAGAGUUGAAAUCUCAAUAUUUUGAGAAUGUAGAAUUUGAUACAUAUGUUUGUUAUUUAAUUCCUGGUAUUGGUAAAGAUUCUGUUGUUGAAAUUCAAAUCAUUCAAGAUAAUGUUUCAAUUAAAAGUAGUUUCAACUAUUCCUAUGAUUUACCAUUAAUUAAUUCACUUGAAAUUUUACAAAGUAAUGGUAGUGAUUCUUCCUCUUCCUCUUCUUCUUCUUCUUUUGAAUUAAUAAGAAAUAGUACAAAUGGUGGUUUAAAUUUAAUUAUUGAUGGUUUAAAUUUCCCACCAACCGAAAUAUUUACAUUGUAUAGUAAUGAAGAUAUUUUUACAGAAAAUGAUUGGAUUCCAAUUGAAUGGUCAGUGAGUAAUUUAUUAAUUGGCGAAUUUGGUUGUAAAAAUAUUAGUUGGAUAAAUUCAAGCACAAUCGAAGCGAUUAUUCCUCCAGGUGUUGGUAAAAAUUUAUCAGUUUCAGUAUUGGUUGGUGGUCAAUUACCAUCUACCAACACUAAUUACUCAUAUUCAUAUGAUUUACCAUCAUUGGAUAAUAAAGAGUAUACAGUAUCAACCGAUGGUAAUAAAUUUAUUACAAUAACAGGUACAAACUUUGUUCCUCUCGAAUUAGCAAAACAAUUUAAUGAAAAUCCAAAUCAAUAUCAAACUGAAAAUUUUGUUGAAAUUACUUUUAAUAAAAGUCAUACACAACAUUGUGUCGGUAUUAAAUGGAUAAAUUCAACAACAUUAGAAUGUAAAGUUUUACCAGGUAUUGGAAAGAAUCAUAGUAUAUCAGUAACAAUUGGUAAUCAACAUUCAAUCUCAAACACAACUUUUUCAUAUAGCAAACCAAUUAUACCAUCAAAUAAAUUUUACUCAUCAUCAACUCAUGGCAAUGAUGAAAUUACAAUUGAAGGUGAUAAUUUUAUACCAAAAGAUUUAGUAAAUCAAUAUAACAGAAACAAUGAAAACAUCAAUGACAAUGGUGAAAAAAUUAACAGUAUAUUCAUUGAUGAUAAAGAAUGUACAUCAAUUGUAUGGAUUAAUUCAAAACAAGUAAAAUGUAAUGUACCAGUUGGUCAAGGAACCAAUUUAAAGAUUAAGGUUAUAGUUGGAUCACAAGAAGUAAUAAGACCAAAUAUUUUCUCAUAUAAUCCACCAAAAAUUAGCUCAAUUGAACCAACAAAAGGUAGAAUAAAUAUCGAUAAUCAAAUCAUCACUAUCAAAGGAACAAAUUUUGGAGUUUCACCAAAGGUACUCAUUGAUCAAGUUGAUCAAUGUUCAAAUGUAUCACUCGUUUCAAAUGAUACUUUACAAUGUACAUUACCAAAAUCAACCAGUGAAGGAAUAAAGUCAAUUUUAGUACAAGUUGAAAACCAACGUUCAAAUUCAAAAGAAUUUGAAUACUAUGGCCCACCAACAAUUGAAAACAUUCAAACUCCAUCAUUUAUUUCAUUUGAUGGCGGUGAUAGAAUAACAUUAAUAGGUAAAAACUUUUUAGAACAUGGUGCUCCAAUCGAUAAUUUAGUUUUGGUAUUACAAAAUCAAAAUAAUAAUAUUUCAAUUAAUGCUAUAGAUGUAAAAAGUACAUCAAUUGUAUUUGAAACUAUAGAAGGUUCAGACUAUACUAAAAUAUAUAUCGAUUUAAAUGGUCAAAUAUCAAAUAGUGUUUUCAUGUUUUAUUCAAAUCCAAAAAUUACCAAUAUCACACCACCAAGUGGUCAAUACAAUCAAGCAAAUACAAUUGUAAUUAGUGGUUAUAAUCUUGCAUUGGAAGAUCAUAAAUCAGAUUUAAAGAUUAAAAUUGGUUCAAAUAAUUGUGGUGAUAUAGCAAUUCAAUCAUCAGAAUCUGUAUCAUGCUCAGUACCAAUCGUUACUAAAUCAGAAUCUGGUACAAAACCUGUUAUUCUAACUUUUUCUCAUCAUCUUUCAACAUCUUCAGAAUAUACUUACACAAAACAAGAUAGUGAAAGUCAAGAAACUAGUGAAAGUCAUGAAACAGAUUCUACCACCACUACUACCACAUUAUCAACAACAACAAUUUCAACUACCACUGGUGGCUCAUCUACAACUACAUCAAGUCAAUCAACUACUGGCCAAUCAUCGUCAACAUCAACAACUGGAAAUCCACCCACAACAAUUAUUAAUACAAUUCCAUUCGGCUUUGUAUUUCCCCCACUUCCACCCCUUCCACCAAUUCCGAUUCCACUUCCACCUCUUCCACCAAUUCCAAAAGGAGACUUCCUAAAGUUUGGAGAGUUUAAAUUUGGACCAUUUGAUUGGGACUUCCCAGGUACAAAUGGAAUUGCCUUACCAAUUUUACCAAUUGGUUUACCAGGUCUUCCUGUUGGUUUAGAUUUACCUUCAAUGGGUUAUCCAUUUGGUUUACCAACAACAGCUCCAUGCGCACCAAGAACUCUUAGUUUAUUGGCAAGAGCUAUUAAAUCUGUUGGUGGAAUCGUUGGAAGAAUAUUUUCACCACCGGUAUUUGAUCUUCCUUUCUUUGAUCCUUGUAAAGAUGAUGAUGGUACUGAUGACAGUGAUGACAGUGAUGGUAGUGAAUAUACAACCUACAAUUCAGCUUCAACAACUACAACUGUUGGUUCAACUACAACUAGUGGAUCAACAACAACUGGAGGAGAAUCAACAACUGGAGGAUCAACAACAACUGGUGGAGAAUCAACAACUGGAGGACCAACAGCAACUGGUGGAGAAUCAACAACUGGAGGAUCAACAACAACAACUGGAGGAGAAUCAACGACUACAACUGGUGGAGAAUCUUCAACGACUGGUGGUGAAACUCCAACACCAUCAAUAACCCCAACUCCAACACCAACAAUAACACCUAUUCCUCUUGACUCAUCCACUGUACUUUGUAACUAUAAUGCUGAUCAAACUAUCUUAACAAUUUUAAACAAUGGCUUAAAUAGAGUUUGUUGUACUGAUGAAAAAGAAUCAAGCUUCUGUUAUUUUGAAAGUAUAGAAUGUAGAAAAAAUAAGCAAAACAACAAUAUUUCAUGUUUGAGCUAUCCAUUAGGAGGUGAAGCAAUUGAUUUCGAUGAAAGUGUUAAAUGUUAUAUUGCAAGUGAAACCGUAUCAUGUUUGUUAUCAAUUUUAGAUCCACUUUCAAUUCCAGAACCAAUAUUACCAAAUCAAAAUUUACAAUGUUUCAUCCACACUAAUGAAACAUAUCCAAGUAUUUCCAUUAAAAAUAUUAGAUCUAAUACCUCUUAUAUUGGUGAUGAUAAUUCAGUUACUCAAAAUAGCUUCUCUUCUGAGCAUAAAUGUGUUAUAAAUACUUUAAACAAUACAAUUGAUUGUUCCGAUGUAAAUAAUUUAGAGCCAACCUUAACAUUUAACAAAUCAUUUAAAGUAUUUAUCGAUAAUAAAAUGAAUUGUUUAAUUGAAAAUCCAUUUUCAUCUGAAACAGGUUCAAGUGAUAAUAGUUCAAACUCCUCAAGUGAUUCAAAUUCAUCAAGUGAUAAUAGUUCAAACUCUUCCUCAAGCAAUUCAAACUCAUCUUCCGAAUAUUCAUCUUCAGGUUCAAAUUCAUCCUCAUCUUCAAGUGGUAGCACCUCAAGUUCAUCAUCAUCAAACAAUAGUAGCUCAAACUCAUCGUCAAGUGACAGUGGUUCAAAUUCUUCAUUAGAAAAUAGUAGCAGUAAUAAUAAUUCAAAUUCAUCAUCAAGUGAUAACGGCUCAAACUCUUCCUCAAGUAAUUCAAACUCAUCUUCUGAAUAUUCAUCUUCGGGUUCAAAUCCAUCAUCAUCUUCAAGUGGUAGCACCUCAAGUUCAUCAUCAACAAACAAUAGUAGCUCAAACUCUUCAUCAAGUGACAGUGGUUCAAACUCUUCGUCAGGAAAUAGUAGCGGUAGUAGUUCAAAUUCAUCUUCAAGUUCAAACUCGUCAACAUCAUCAAGUGAAACACAAAAUAGCUCAGAAUCUUAUGAAAAUAGUAUAAAGUGUAAUUUCGAUACCAACAAAACUACUCUAUUAAUUGAAAAUAUUUUGAAUCAUUCAAUAUCAUGCUCUGAUGAAUUCAAUAAUAAUUUCACAUCCACUGCUCAAAUUACAUGUGAAAUAUUAUUAAAUUAUAAUAAUAAUACAAAUAAUUUCUAUUCCAAUUGCUCUACAAGCGAGAAUGAAUCCUACAUACUUGGUCAAUCCAUUAAAUGCUCAAUUGAUGAAUAUUUGACUUGUUCAUUAAAUUCACCAACUAUUAACAACAAUAGUAGCAGUAUCAAUGGUAGUAGUGGUAUUAGUAGUAGUGAUAGUAGCGUUAACAAUAGUACAAGUAGUGACAACAACAACAAUAACAAUAGCAAUAAUACUAGUAUAGACUCAUCUAAUAGUAAAUCAACAAUUUCAAUCAUCUAUGAUAUUGUAGAUAAAAGUAUGGUUGUAGAAAAUCAAGACAAAGAAGAGAUCAUAUGUUUUGGUGAUUAUACAUCAAUAUUAAUUUAUUCUGAUGAUUUUGGUUGUUCGAUCGUUAUGAUAAAUGGAACAAAUUUAAUUAAAUGUUCAAAUAAUAAUACAGAAACUAUGGAAGAGUUAACCUUUUAUCAAUCAGUAGAAUGUAAAAUUGAUGAUUCAACUCAAUCAUAUUCACUAGUUAUUCCGUCACCACCAAUUGUUGAUCAAGUUAUAGAGUGCCAUUUCAAUUUAAAUCGUACUACACUUGAUAUUGAAAAUAAUGGUAGUCAUGUUAUCACAUGCAGUGACAAUUUAAAUUCUCAAAGAUUCAACUUCUCCAAAGGUAUCGGUUGUAUGACUAAUGAAACAACAAAUCAAAUAUCUUGUUUUAGUGAAAAUCAAACUGCUUUUUUCAAUCAAUCAGUAUCAUGCUCAUUAAACAAAUAUAUGACAUGCUCUUUAGAUGUUGUUUCAUUAUCAUCAUCUUCCUCUUCAUCUUCAUCCUCGUCUGUUAACGGUGGCAAUAAUUCAUCAACACCAACAGUGUCAAUGUCAUUAAACUCUUCCACAUCAGAUUCAUCAACAUCGGCCUCUUCAAUGUCAUCAUCAUCCUCCUCUUCAAUAGAACCUAAUGAAUAUGUAAUUACUAGUAAAUUUGAUAUUAUCAACAAUAGAUUAACACUUGAAAAUCUAUAUAACAAAACAAUCAGCUGUAUUGGUGACCGAAAUGCUACCUAUACUCUAUAUUCAAACUUUAGUUGCACAAUUGUUCCAUUCAAUCAAACAGAAAUUAUCAUAGAAUGUUAUAAUGAAAACUCUUCAAUUUUAACAUUCACAGAAUCUUUUGAAUGUAAUAUUGGUUUUUCAUUGAAAUAUUCAUUAACUAUUCCACAAACUACCCCAACUGAUGAUGAUAUUAAUAGAAGCAAAAGUAGUAUCAAUAACUCAAGUCACACCAAUAAUAAAUCUCAAGAAUUUUAA